Messenger RNA from Nylanderia fulva, 2642 nucleotides. Its product is annotated as nucleolar MIF4G domain-containing protein 1. NCBI's taxonomy places the organism in Eukaryota, Metazoa, Arthropoda, Insecta, Hymenoptera, Formicidae. Gene Ontology annotation, molecular function: protein binding; RNA binding. Gene Ontology annotation, cellular component: nucleolus. The record is from RefSeq and is a predicted model, not a curated record. Gene Ontology annotation, biological process: ribosomal small subunit biogenesis.
AACCAUGGUCGCAUAUUGCAUACCGCAGGCGCAUGAAAUCGACACGUGUGUGUGUAAUGAAUCGAGGUUGGAACACAUUUAUUUACAUUUAUUUAUUUUUUUAUUGGUGAAAAAUGAUAGAAAAUGAAUUAAGAACUUUAAAAAUCAUUUAUAAUUUUAUUGCUAAUUAGGAAAUAAUUUAAUAUUUUCAAGUGUUUAAAAGUGUAGAUAAAUAUGUGCGAAAUAACUCUAAGUUGGAAGUAAAAAAUAUUGCUAGAAAUAAGAAACUGUAAACUUUUUUUACGUGCAAAAUGAGACGUAAAUUCAAGAAUAAACCAGCGGAGAAAACGCGUAAAGUAUUACGCAAAGAAAAGAGGCAACAAAAGAAGAUAAACAAGGCAGCAUAUUUCUCAAAAAAGAGAAAUCAAAAACAAGAACAGAACGAGAUUAAAGAAGCACCAUCGACGAAAGCGCAAAAACGACCAAGGUCUGAUGAUACGAAGGAGAAAAGACAGGAAAUAAAUGCGAAAAAACAAAAAAUGGACCAAUUAAAACGAGCCAACGUGGACGAGGAUAGAAUGAUUAAACAAUUAGAGAAACGAUUGAAGUUGAACAAACGAAAGAGCAAAUCCACUCCAAAAUCUUUCGUAUCGGAUGGUUUAGAUUACCUUUUGGACUUUUGUGAUUCUGAGAAUAGGAGUAACAUAGUUGAAACUGAGAAGCAAUUAUUAGAAACUGGAUUCAGUACAGAAUUGGAAGAGGAUUUGAAUAUAGCUAUUGGUGCUGAAGAUAAUAUUGAGGAUGAAGAUGAAAAAUUUGACAGAGACAGUAAUAUAGAUGAUAAUGAAGACUCAGAGCAAGAUAUGGACAAUAAGAGUCUUUUAACGAAUGAAAAUUCAGAUCAAGAUGAUAGUGAAGAUAUUCCAGAAAAGACAAAUGACACUGAGAAAUAUCCAACAGCAAGUGAUGAGGAUGAGUUGGAGGAUGAAGAGUCAAGGCAUGUCACAUUAGAGCAAUCUAAUGAUAGUGAAGACUUGUGGGAAGAUAUUUAUGGUAGGCAAAGAGACAAGAAGGGCAAUGUUGUAUCAAAGAAAUAUGUGCCACCUGCAGCACGUGUUACAAGUACAGAUAUCUCUAUCGGUGAUGAGAAGACUCGUAGAUUGGAAAAACAAUUGAAAGGAAUCCUGAAUAGAUUGGCAGAGCAAAAUAUGCAUACUAUUGGGAAUCAGGUAGAGGAAAUGUACAUGUCGAAUAGUCGUAAUGACAUGAAUGUACUGUUAUCUAAACUAAUGAUAGAAAGCAUAGUUGCACCAGUGCUAACUCCGGAUCGACUUAUAUGUGAACAUAUGAUGUUGGUUGCCAUAUUACAUGCAAAUGUUGGUACAGAAAUUGGUGCACAUUUUUUGUUGACUGUUGUAAGAAAGCUUCACCAAAUGCUGGAAGAAUCUCAUUGUAUUGAGAAUAAGGAAUUAGAUAAUAUAAUCCUUAUAAUUUCACAUCUUUAUAAUUUCAAGGUGUAUGGCCAUCGACUUUUAUAUCAAAUAUUAGAUAAAUUGAUAGCAAAGUUCACAGAGAAAGAGAUCGAACUAAUUUUACUGAUUUUAAGAACAGUGGGUUUUCAAUUAAGAAAAGAUGAUCCAAUUGCAUUGAAAGAAUUGAUAUUAAAUUUGCAACAAAAGGCAAACAAUGCUACUCUGGAAAAUUCAAGAGUUAAAUUUAUGUUAGACGUGUUACUGGCAAUAAAGAAUAAUAAUAUGAGCAAAAUACCUCAAUAUGAUCCAUCUCAGAUAGAACAUUUAAAGAAAAUUUUAAAAAAUUUUAUCCAUAAGGGUAAUAAUGUUACACAAUUUAAUGUAACUCUAGAAGACUUAUUAGAAGUUGAUGAAAGAGGAAAAUGGUGGAUAGUAGGGUCAGCCUGGUCUGGUCUCAAAGAUAUUGGUAAAUUGGAAAAUACUUCAGAAGACAAGAAACAAAAAUAUAGCGACAAAAUAUUGGAGUUGGCACGAAAACAAAGAAUGAAUACUGAUGUUAGAAGAGAUAUCUUUUGCGUGCUAAUGACAGCCGAAGAUUAUUUAGAUGCGUUUGAAAAGAUUCAUCAUCUUGGUUUGAAAAAUCAACAGCAAAGGGAAAUAAUUUAUGUUAUCUUCAAUUGUUGUAUUCAAGAGAAAAAAUUUAAUCCUUAUUAUGCCAUACUGGCACAAAAGCUAUGUGACUCUGACAGAAAAUAUCAGCUAACUAUACAGUAUGCAUUGUGGGAUAAGUUGAAGACAUUAGAAGAUUUAAAUACAAAACAGUUAACAAAUCUGGCAAAGUUUUUGACUCAUCUAUUUUUAGGCAAAGGUCUUCCUCUUUCCGUUUUAAAAGUAAUCCAAUUUACUGAAUUAAAUAAGUUAACCAUGAGACUUAUACGACAAGUUAUGUUAGGAAUAUUGUUACAUGAAAAUGAAGACGCCUGUUUAGAAGUAUUUGGAAAAAUAUCUUUAUCUCCAAAGUUGCAAACUUUCAGGGAAAGUCUUAGAUUAUUCAUAAAUCAUUUUCUUGUCAAAAAUGUCAGUGCUGUUGAAAAUUUGCAGAAACAAAGUGAAUUACUGAAUAAACGGGCAGAAUGGGUAGAUAAAAUAUUAAGUACUCGCGAAUCAAAAUUUGUAUUUUAAGAGUAGAUU